UCGGAGCGUCGGCGCGUCGGCGGCCGCGGCGGCGCUCACAGCCCGAGCGGACCGGAGCGGCUGGCGCGGAGUCGCGCGGACGUCGGCACCCACCCGAGGCGCCCCCCGGCCUCCCCGCGCGCCCGGGCCGCACGCCCGCCGCCCUACAGCCCGCUCGCUCGCCCCGCUUCCCUGCGGCCGGCUGCGCCAUGGCGUUGGCGUUGGCGGCGCUCGCGGCGGUCGAGCCGGCCUGCGGCAGCCGCUACCAGCAGUUGCAGAAUGAGGAGGAGCCUGGGGAGCCAGAACAGACUGCCAGUGACGCGCCUCCGCCUUACAGCAGCAUCUCUGCAGAGGGUGCAGCAUAUUUUGACUACAAAGAUGAGUCUGGGUUUCCAAAGCCUCCGUCUUACAAUGUGGCCACGACACUGCCCACUUACGAUGAAGCUGAGAGAACCAAGGCCGAGGCUACUAUCCCUUUGGUUCCUGGAAGAGAUGAGGAUUUUGUGGGUCGGGAUGAUUUUGAUGAUGCUGACCAGCUGAGGAUAGGAAAUGAUGGGAUUUUCAUGUUAACUUUUUUCAUGGCAUUCCUUUUUAACUGGAUUGGGUUUUUCCUCUCUUUUUGCCUGACUACUUCAGCUGCUGGAAGGUACGGGGCCAUUUCAGGAUUUGGUCUUUCUCUGAUUAAGUGGAUCCUGAUUGUCAGGUUUUCCACCUAUUUCCCUGGAUAUUUUGAUGGUCAGUACUGGCUCUGGUGGGUGUUCCUGGUUUUAGGUUUUCUCCUGUUUCUCAGAGGAUUUAUCAAUUAUGCAAAAGUUCGGAAGAUGCCAGAAACUUUUUCGAAUCUCCCCAGGACCAGAGUUCUCUUCAUUUAUUAAAGAUGUUUUCUGGCAAAGGCCUUCCUGCGUUUAUGAAUUCUCUCUCAAGAAGCAAGAGAACACCUGCAGGAAGUGAAUCAAGAUGCAGAACACAGAGGAAUAAUCACCUGCUUUAAAAAAAUUAAGUACUGUUGAAAAAUAUCAUUUCUCUCUGUUCCUAGGUGUAAAAUUUUAAUAGUUAAUGCAGAAUUCUGUAAUCAUUGAAUCAUUAGUGGUUAAUGUUUGAAAAAGCUCUUGCAAUCAAGUCUGUGAUGUAUUAAUAAUGCCUUAUCUAUUGUUUGUAGUCAUUUUGAAUAGCAUGAGCCUUGUCCCUGUAGUCAGUAGGGGGCAAUCUUGCUUUAUUCAUCCUCCAUCUCAAAAUGAAUUUGGAAUUAAAUAUUUCAGUGUAAGAUAUGUAUAAUGCUGGCCAUUUUAAAGGGGUUUUCUCAAAAGUUAAAACUUUUGUUAUCACUGCAUUUCUGCACAUAAUCCAUAGUUGCUGUUAAAAUUAAUCUAGAAAUUUAUUCAGUCAUACUGUGACACCUGGAAGCAAAAUCAUAGUGCAAAGUACGUUUAAGGUGUGGUCAAGAAUAUGUUCUUAAUUGGUAAAAAGCACUAAUUUUUUAUAGUCUGUAUUCUAAAUUUUGCAGUACAUUAUUGUUCUGUGUUGGGUACCUAAGGGAUUGUAAAGAUGGUUGUCACUAUAAAAUAGAGCAAGGACAAAUGCAGCUUAAUUACUAAAAUGCAAUUCUUGACAUUUUCUUAUGAUUAGAGUCCCUACCACUUUUUUCUUUUCCUUUUGUCUCCUGAUGAUUAGGCCAGGGGCUGGGAGGAGGGGGUGGGGGCUAGGUAUUAGGAGCAAAGAAAGAAUUAGCUUGGAACUUUUGAGAUGAUCCCUCACGUACUAUACUACUAGCUUUUACAGUGUGUUGCAGAAACUGAUGUGUUAUAAAUGUUAGAAUGGUGUGCUUUCUGCCAAGUGGUAAUUCACCUUGGUCUGCUAUGUCGAAACUGUAAAUAAAACAGAACAUUAAUAAACGUCUCUUGUGUAGCAA
Molecule: messenger RNA, 1888 nt
Organism: Manis pentadactyla (Chinese pangolin)
Lineage: Eukaryota; Metazoa; Chordata; Mammalia; Pholidota; Manidae
Gene: NDFIP1
Product: Nedd4 family interacting protein 1
Exons: 8
Coding region: 189-854 (221 amino acids)
Biological process (GO): positive regulation of protein ubiquitination; vacuolar transport; ubiquitin-dependent protein catabolic process
Cellular component (GO): endoplasmic reticulum; perinuclear region of cytoplasm; Golgi apparatus
Molecular function (GO): WW domain binding
Source: RefSeq, a predicted model, not a curated record